AUGGCGGCGGCACUCGGCCAAGGUUUUGCGACGGUUACUACGGACGCGGGCUUGGGAGAUGAGUUCUCUCCCGAUGCAUGGGCGCUCCUCAGUGCUGGAAACGUGAACCUCUAUAACCUUCAGAACCUGGCGUCCAAGUCUCUCCACGACCAGGCCGUCAUCGCCAAGUCCGUUGUCAAAGACUUUUACGGCAAGUCGCAAAAGUACGCUUACUGGAGCGGCUGCUCGCAAGGCGGAAGACAGGGGCUCAUGCUCGCCCAGCGAUAUCCUGACGCGUACAACGGCAUUGUCGUCACAGCCCCGGCUAUCAACUGGGGGGAAGUCGUGCCUAGUUUCUUCUGGCCGCAGCUGGUCAUGAACGAGCUGGGCGAGUAUCCCGCCCCAUGCGAGUUUGCGUACCUGGCGCAAGUCGUCGUGCAAGCCUGCGACGGCAUCGACGGCGUCAUAGACGGUGUGAUUUCGCAAAUGGAAAAAUGCGCCACCAGGUUUGAUCCUUUCCAACACGUGGGAGCCGAUCUGCAAUGCGCUGAACUGGGACGGUCGGUCAAGCUCAGCCGUGCCGCUGCCAUCGUCGCCAACGCAACUUGGUCCGGCCCCCGACGCUCCGACGGCAGCUUCCUCUGGCACGGCAUUGGCCAAGGCAGAUGCGCGGGCGCGCCAACGCCGCUCGGAACGCAGUGGCUGCAGCUGUUCCUCAAGAAGGACCCGACGUUCGACGUGAAAACGGUAACGCGCGCGGACUUUGACGAGCUCUUUCACGCUUCGGUAGCGGAGUACACGUCGAUGUUGGGGACGAGGGAUCCAGAUCUAUCCGGAUUUCGCGACGCAGGAGGCAAGAUCCUCGGCUUUCAUGGUUUAAGCGACCAGCUGAUCCCAUACAAAGGCACUGAUGACUACUACAACUCUGUAACCAGAGGCAUGUCUGAUGCGCACGACUUCUAUCGCUACUUCCACAUCCCCGGCUACGGGCAUUGUGCGGGUGGGAAUGACGCUUCGCCAAUGACGGCCUUUGCGCAGCUCCGUGCAUGGGUCGAAGAAGGCAAGACUCCAGAAACGGUGGCCAUCCGAUUCAAGGACGCCGAUGGAAGGGAGUUUCACAGGCCCCUUUGCCCGUACCCACAGGAAGCAUAUUACGAUGGGGGAGAUCCCACAAAGUUGGAGAGCUUUGUUUGCAGGGAGUAG
Molecule: messenger RNA, 1182 nt
Organism: Hirsutella rhossiliensis
Lineage: Eukaryota; Fungi; Ascomycota; Sordariomycetes; Hypocreales; Ophiocordycipitaceae
Product: tannase and feruloyl esterase domain-containing protein
Exons: 4
Coding region: 1-1182 (393 amino acids)
Source: RefSeq, a predicted model, not a curated record